Molecule: messenger RNA, 1837 nt
Organism: Suillus paluster
Lineage: Eukaryota; Fungi; Basidiomycota; Agaricomycetes; Boletales; Suillaceae
Exons: 1
Coding region: 136-1563 (475 amino acids)
Source: RefSeq, a predicted model, not a curated record
GCCAACUCCCUCACUUCUUCCGUCUGCUCACCGGCAAGCUUUAUCAUCCGAAGUGCAACUUCCGCUGGUGAUAUUCAUUUGAAAAGAACUAAUAUAUUUCGAUCCCUCUGCUCCUUUUGAUAAGCUACGCGUCGAAUGGCUAUCGAAGAGGUCUGCCGCAUAUUCCAAGAGUACCUGCGGGACAACAUCCCACAUCGACUAAUCACAACAUCAAAGAUGCAAGUCGUACAACAGCAAGGGGUGGAGGAGCUAUAUAUGCCGUCUAUCAAGGCUGUGACAGAGAGAGAUAUAGAGCAACACACAUUCUACCCGAAUCAGCGAAGGGACGAAGUGAUCAGAAACAUUGUGAAAGGCACAGUCAAAUAUGCCGUUCUGUCUCACCGAUGGUGCCGCGAAGGAGAGAUAACGCUGCAGGAGAUGACAUCGUGUUGCACAGCGGUCGAGAAAUCCUCGAGUCGCAACAAAUUAGCGGCCUUCUGUCAAAGGGCAGCGGAAUACGGAUGUGAUUUUGCCUGGGCAGACACAUGUUGUAUUGAUAGGUCCAAUGUCUCUCCAGAAGAGCUCGAUAAAAGCAUGCCUCAGAUAUUCAGGUGGUAUCGAAACGCACAUGUCUGCAUUGUGCACCUUGCGGAGUCGUCCACAUUGGACGACUUCCUGCGCGACUCGUGGUUUUUGCAAAAUUGGACUUUGCAAGAGCUCCUCGCCCCAGUUAGAGUCAAAUUCUAUGGACGAACGUGGAGCCCGAUUCACAAUAUAAGAAUCGACAACGACAAAGCGGACCAGAGAUUGCUAGCUGCGCUUUCCACUGGCACCGGGAUCCCGGUGAAAGACAUCCAAUGCUAUUGGGCAGGCACAGAGAGAGUACGUGAAAAGCUCAUGUGGGCAUCUCACCGGACUUCCCGAAAAGUAGAGGAUGGCGCCUACUCACUGCUGGCACUUUUCGACGUGCACGUGCACGUGGAGUAUGGCAUAGGAGAUGAUUCGUUUGGCAGAUUGAUGGAAGUUCUCCUGCCAAUAAGCCAGGAGUGCGACAUACUUGCCUGGGCUGGCAUAGCAUCCACCAAAUAUGCGUUCUUACCACCAUCGGCACAGGGGUAUGGCACUCAAUAUUUGGACGGCUCCUAUAAUCCCAGUCAUGAGCACUACAGACUGCAUGGAGACCAAGCCAUGAUGAUCGUCGAUGGGCGACUGCGGUUGAAGCUCCUGAUGGUCGAGUUACAUGAAGUAACAUUCGGAGAUCAAAGGACUUUCUUGCAGGACGGUUACCACGCAUAUGCUCUCUUGCCAAAGGGACUACCCCCCAAUGUGGCGAUGAAUCAUGUGUCCGUUAUUUUUAGCAACAACACACCUUGGCGUCCGUCAAAACUGGCACUCGGGGUUGUCGAUUAUGGUUGGACACCUGAUGACAAGGAGGGACUGUUGGAAAAGGGCCGUACCCAUUUUUGCCUCCUCUUCGGAGCGGAUAAUACACAGACUAGUUGGCAAAAGCUAAUGACGGACAAAGUGGUCACCAUAAAAAACAAGGACAACAUUAGACAACGCCUAGAAACUAUACUGAUGUGAUUUAGUACUUUCAAGUUUCAACCCACCUGUGUUACCUUUCGUGAGUUCCCUUUUACCGGACAGUUUAUUAUCCCGAGAUAGUAUACAGUCACCCCGAGAUAAUACUACUGCCCCAGAAUAUCAUAAUGCACACUGACAUAUAGAUACUGGCACAAGAUGUGUUUGCGAGAUGUAUUUGGUUCCUUCCUUUGCUCACCGAAAUGCUGUGGUUGCCAGCCACAGAGUUUUCAUGCACAGAGUUUUUUUGUUACACCGAGUCUGCAUUGCACCGAGU